CAACGCGAUUAGCCCGCUCCCCCUGACGGCAGUGGAGUGUUUGACAGCGGUGAUUGGGUGGGUAGCAGGAUGUGGCGGUGCGCGGUGUUGGCGCUGGUGCUGGCGCUCGCGGUGCCCUGCCGGCCCGAGCAGUGCGUCCUCGAGCCCCCCGUGGGGGUCACCAACUCGCUGCGCUCUCCGGGGGACGGCGGCUUUGCCCUGCACAUCUCCGGGGACCCGGAGCGCUACGUGUCGGGAUCUGUAUACACGAUCUCCAUCUCGGCGCCGGCCGGCAAGACCUUCCGCCGCUUCCUGCUCACCGUGGAGCCCGCCGAGGCCGAGGCGGUGGGCCGCCGCUGGGCCGGCAGCUUCCAGCUGUUCCAGGACCCGGCCGUGCAGUUCCACCCCAUGUGCAUCAACGCGGUGAGCGAGGGUGAGACGCCCGAGCCCGCGGCGCGCCACGAGGUGCAGACCAUGUGGCGCGCGCCCACCUCCGGCUGCGUCCGCUUCAAGGCGAUGGUGCAGGAGGACGAGGCCCUGUGGUUCGCCGAGGAAGGCGCCCUCGGCGUGACCCUGUGCGACCUGGUGGCGGUCCCCGAGGCAGCCGCCGAGUCCGACACGCAGGAGUGCUGCGCCUGCGACGAGGCCAAGUACAAGUUUAUAUUCCAGGGCAUCUGGUCCAGCGAGACCCACCCGAAGGACUACCCGACCUUCCUGUGGCUGACGCACUUCAGCGACGUGAUCGGCGCCUCCCACGAGGCCAACUUCACCUUCUGGGGCGAGGGGCAGAUCGCCUCGGACGGCUUCCGGCAGCUGGCCGAGUGGGGCUCGGUGGGCUGGCUGGAGCGGGAGCUGCGUGCCAAGUCCCAGCACCUGCGCAGCCUCAUUAAGGCCGGCGGGCUGUGGCACCCGCGCGUCAACCAGAACACCAGCGCCACCUUCAACGUCGACAAGCGGAGGCACCUCGUCUCCCUGGCCUCCAUGUUCGGGCCAUCCCCAGAUUGGGUGGUGGGUGUCUCGGGACUCAACCUCUGCCAGGCGGACUGCUCUUGGCUGGAGAGCAAGGUCAUCGACCUUUACCCCAUCGACGCCGGCACAGACAGCGGCAUCACAUACAUGUCGCCCAACGCGCCCACCGUCCCCCGGGAGGAGAUGUACCGCAUCACCACCAUGUACCCCGAGGACCCUCGCGCGCCGUUCUACGACCCAUCCGGGGCGCCCAUGCAGCCCCUGGCGAGGCUCUACAUCACCCGGGAGGCCGUCACCAGCAAGCCCUGCGGGGACGACGACGAUGACAUCGUGGAGCAGACCGUCUUCGAGGACAUCGAGACCAAGGACGACGGCGAGCGGCCCGAGUGCCGCGUGGACGAGUGGACGCCGUGGUCGCCGUGCUCCGUGUCGUGCGGCAAGGGCCUGCGCAUGCGCACCCGCAACUACCAGAUGGACGCCAAGGCGCAGAUGCUGGGCUGCGACAAGCAACUGGUCCAGAAGGAGAUGUGCGUGGCCCACGAGCCGUCCUGCCCGGGUGACGCCGAGGAGCUGGACGCGGCGGAGCAGACCAACUGCGCCGUCACGCCGUGGGGACCGUGGUCCGAGUGCUCGUCGUCAUGCGGACCAGGGUCCGAGGUGCGGUCACGCCGCUUCGAGGAUCGCCUCGGCCUCAAGAAGUGCCCCUUCAUCGAGCUGACGGAGAAGAGGAAGUGCUCGCAGCCGCCGUGCGUGGACACCGUGCCGGUGGACCCCAACUGCCGGCUGACGGACUGGUCCGACUGGUCGCCUUGCUCCGUGUCCUGCGGCUCGGGCCGCAAGUUCCGCUCGCGCCUCGUGCUCGUGGCCGACGAGGACCUGCGGGAGCGCUGCGCCCGGUACCACACCCUGAGCGAGGAGAGGCCCUGCUCCAUCAAGGAGUCCUGCAUCAUCUCCGUCGCGGACGCUGAGGAGGCUUGCCUGCAGGCCGAGGAGCCCGGUCCGUGCCGUGCCUACUUCGAGCGCUGGUACUUCGACCGGGAGGCCCGCCAGUGCCGGCCGUUCGGCUACGGCGGCUGCAGGGGCAACCGCAACAACUUCCACUCGCUGACCGAGUGCAGCACGGUGUGCGCGGGCGUCAGGG
This is a messenger RNA of Frankliniella occidentalis (western flower thrips), 2089 nucleotides long. RefSeq names its product spondin-1 (gene fat-spondin). Gene Ontology annotation, molecular function: serine-type endopeptidase inhibitor activity. Gene Ontology annotation, biological process: cell adhesion. Lineage: Eukaryota; Metazoa; Arthropoda; Insecta; Thysanoptera; Thripidae. The record is from RefSeq and is a predicted model, not a curated record. Gene Ontology annotation, cellular component: extracellular matrix.